This is a messenger RNA of Juglans regia (Persian walnut), 3111 nucleotides long. RefSeq names its product ATP-dependent zinc metalloprotease FTSH 11, chloroplastic/mitochondrial. Gene Ontology annotation, biological process: proteolysis. The record is from RefSeq and is a predicted model, not a curated record. Bases 162 to 2717 code for a protein of 851 amino acids. Gene Ontology annotation, cellular component: chloroplast thylakoid; membrane. NCBI's taxonomy places the organism in Eukaryota, Viridiplantae, Streptophyta, Magnoliopsida, Fagales, Juglandaceae. Gene Ontology annotation, molecular function: ATP hydrolysis activity; metalloendopeptidase activity; ATP binding. The transcript has 17 exons.
CCCACGAGUCACCCCACCAAAGCCGGUACCAAAUUCAAUCUAAAUGAUAAGGCGCUCUCUCUCCCAAAAUUCUCUGUAGCUCUCUCUCUCCCUCCGUCCCUCGUUUGGUGAGGGAGAGUGCAGCUGGAACACAAAGCGAAUGUGAUAAACCCCAAGCAGCAAUGACCACUUCUCUGCAACCGUUUCUUCUCUGUAAACCCCCGCCGUCUUUGUCGUCUUCGAAGCGUUUUCAUCUUCCUCGCUAUGCAGCUUCUUCUUCUUGCCUCUCUUUCAAUCUGAUUUCUUUCCCUACUUUCACUUCCUCAAAUUUUCUUAAAUCCCGACUUUUUUCCCGGACUCUAUCGGUUCCUUGCACGUUACGCCCCGAAAGUGGGGGCUUAGAUUCCGAAAGAUUGACAUUUUCGGAUAAUUUCAAGAAUUUUUACGGCGAUAGCUCGAGUCUCAAUGUGAAUAGUUCGUUUUCCGAAUUUGGAAUUUCGAAAAAUGACGAAUUGGGCGGUGGAAAUUCUGAAAUUCGGUUAAAGAGUGAGUUUGGGGAGGUGGGUUUGGAAAAUGGGGAAGCGGGUAGUGAAAAACUGGAGCAAAGUGAGGGAAAGGAUCAGAAUUUGGCCGCCACUGAGGGAAAGAGUGGGACUUUGAGUGAUUCUGGGAUAAAGAGUAGGUUACCGUUGGUAAUGUUCUUGAUAGGGACGUGGGUAAGGCUGAAAAAAGGUUUUGAGAAAGUAUUGGGUUGGGAGUGGUCGAGUUGGUGGCCCUUUUGGCGGCGGGAGAAGCGGUUGGAGAGGUUGAUUGCGGAGGCAGAUGCAAACCCGAAGGACGUGGCGAAGCAAAAUGCUCUGCUGGCUGAGCUCAAUAAGCAUAGUCCAGAAUCUGUCAUCAAUCGAUUUGAAGGAAGAGAUCAUGCAGUAGACAGUAGAGGAGUUGCAGAAUAUCUUCGAGCUCUUGUAGUCACGAAUGCUAUAUCUGACUAUCUUCCAGACGAGGAGACUGGGAAGCCCUCUAGUCUUCCUACAUUGUUGCAAGAGCUGAAACAGCGAGCAUCAGGUAACAUGGAUGAGGCCUUUCUGAACCCUGGCAUAUCUGAGAAGCAGCCAUUACAUGUUGUAAUGGUUGAGCCUAAAGUUUCAAACAAAUCACGUUUUGUGCAAGAUCUUAUCUCCACUAUCUUGUUUACUGUAGCUGUUGGAUUAGUGGGGUUAAUGGGUGCCGCUGCAUUUCAAAAGUAUGUAGGGAACUUGGGUGGGAUAGGAGCAUCUGGUGUUGGAUCAAGUUCUUCCUAUGCCCCAAAGGAGUUAAAUAGAGAUGUUAUUCCAGAGAAGAAUGUUAAAACAUUUAAGGAUGUCAAAGGUUGCGAUGAUGCAAAGCAGGAGCUUGAGGAAGUGGUGGAAUAUCUGAAAAACCCAUCUAAAUUUACUCGGCUUGGUGGAAAGUUACCGAAGGGAAUUCUUUUGACUGGAGCACCAGGAACAGGAAAAACUCUGCUUGCCAAGGCUAUUGCUGGAGAAGCUGGGGUACCCUUUUUCUAUAGAGCAGGAUCUGAAUUUGAGGAAAUGUUUGUUGGUGUUGGUGCUCGGCGUGUAAGAUCCUUAUUCCAAGCUGCAAAAAAAAAGGCUCCUUGUAUAAUUUUCAUCGAUGAAAUAGAUGCUGUUGGGUCCACAAGAAAACAAUGGGAAGGCCAUACCAAGAAAACAUUGCAUCAAUUGCUCGUUGAAAUGGAUGGCUUUGAACAGAAUGAGGGUAUAAUAUUAAUGGCUGCAACAAACUUGCCUGAUAUUCUUGACCCAGCUUUAACAAGGCCUGGUAGAUUUGAUAGGCAUAUUGUUGUUCCAAAUCCAGAUGUACGAGGUCGUCAAGAGAUAUUGGAGCACUAUCUACAGAAUAAACCAUUGGCUGACGAGAUAGAUGUAAAGGCAAUUGCUCGUGGUACUCCGGGAUUCAAUGGGGCAGAUCUUGCAAACUUGGUUAAUAUUGCUGCCAUUAAAGCUGCUGUUGAAGGUGCAGAAAAGUUAACAGCUUCUCAGCUGGAAUUUGCAAAAGACAGGAUUGUGAUGGGUACAGAGCGGAAAACAAUGUUCAUGUCAGAAGAGUCAAAGAAGCUCACUGCAUACCAUGAGAGUGGCCAUGCGAUUGUUGCCUUCAAUACAGAGGGCGCACAUCCGAUACACAAGGCAACAAUCAUGCCACGUGGAUCUGCUUUAGGAAUGGUCACUCAGCUUCCUUCAAGUGAUGAGACAUCAAUUAGCAAAAAGCAGUUAUUAGCCCGUCUCGAUGUUUGUAUGGGAGGUAGAGUUGCAGAAGAGCUCAUCUUUGGUCAGGACCAGGUCACAACAGGAGCUAGUAGUGACCUUCACACAGCUACAGAGCUAGCCCACUAUAUGAAGAAUUUCCUAUUUCAAUUGCUUCUUGAGUGCAUCUUCCUAUUUAAGGUAUCAAAGUGUGGGAUGAGUGACACGAUCGGGCCAGUUCACAUCAAUGAGCAGUCAAGUUCAGAAAUGCAAUCACGUAUUGAUGCUGAAGUGGUGAAACUCUUAAGAGAAGCAUAUGACCGUGUAAAAGCCUUGCUAAAGAAGCAUGAGAAGGCAUUACAUUCGCUGGCAAAUGCACUUCUAGACUAUGAGACACUAAGCGCCGAAGAAAUAAAGCGCAUUCUUCUUCUGUACCGUGAAGGAAGGCUGCCCGAGCAACAAGAACAAGAAGGGAACCUUGUAUUGGUUUAGAAUUUGGCUCCUUUUCUUUUUCAGAAAUCUGCAACUCCAGGGGAGCUCUGUACAGUUUAUUGAAAGCACCAUAGAUGGUUAUUUGUACCACUACCAAUCCCCCUUUUCUCUUUCUGCUACAACAUACACCAAUGGAAGUCUAUUCAUACACACUCCCAGAGUAUCUCUGAAGCAACGUUCUGGCCUCUUGUCUGACACACAGCCAAUGUGAUGGAUAAUGUAUUAGUUGGAGAAAUCCUGUAUUGUUUAAACUAUUACCCCAUUUUGGGUGAAAUUUUGAAGUUAAGGACAGAUUUGAGAUUACAGGAACUCUUGUAUUGUACUCUUUUUUUUUUCUUCUUCUUGGACAAAAUAGAACCUUUUAUUAAUAAAUCAACUAUUACAUGCUUUGUCA